Aphidius gifuensis is the source of this 1005-nucleotide messenger RNA. RefSeq lists its product as uncharacterized. Lineage: Eukaryota; Metazoa; Arthropoda; Insecta; Hymenoptera; Braconidae. The record is from RefSeq and is a predicted model, not a curated record. The coding region runs from base 40 to 1005 and encodes 321 amino acids. The transcript has 8 exons.
AAAUUGUCUCUCGCUUGAAAAGUAUUCAAUUACUUUAAAAUGAAAUUACUAAUAUUAUCACUUUUAUUUUUGGCUGUAUUUUUCGGUGUGCCUGGCUGCAUCAGUGCAAAUAAGCCAAAAUUACCUCUUCUAUUCAUUGGUGAACAGAGUAUUUCUAAAGCUAGAAAUUUGGAAUCAAAUUACAGUUUAUCAAACAUUAAAAUUAGCAACUCCAAUUAUUUACGUAUAGACGAAUCUUUCAAGUACAAUGAAGACUUCACUUAUGAUUGUGCAAAAAAUAAUUUGUAUAUUUUAAAAUCAAUAGACAAUACAGUUGCAAAACGAGUGCUCGAUGUAUUACACUAUAAUAAAAAAGGAAAAUUAUUGAUAAUUAAUUCAGUCCCAGAGAUGUUUGAUAAUGCAACAUCAAUUUCAAUAGAUUGGAAAAAAGGCAAAAUAUAUUGGGUUGUACGUAAUCGAUCAUACUUUUCAAUAAAAGUCACUGAUAGGACAUUUAAAAAUUCAAAUUAUGUUAUUCUUCCUGAGCAAACUUAUAUCAAAAAAAUUCAAGUUUAUCCAAAGCAAAAACAAAUAUUUUUUUCAAAUGGUACUCAUAUUUUUUAUACUUCUAAUUCACCCAAUAGUACUGCAAAAUUACUAUUUGAUUCAUCAGUAAAAUUAGAAGGUUUAGAAAAUUUUGUCAUUGAUUAUGCAACUGAUAAAUUGUGCUGGAUUGCUGAUUUAAAAUCCUGGGAUGCAUUAAGAUGUGUUGAUAUCAGUCGUUUGAGUCAACCUUUAAACUCAGAAGACAUAGUCAUUGUAGAAGAAGAUCUUCUUCUCCGCAAUACAGAUUUAGUAGCUUAUAAUAAUACAUUUUAUUGGACUGAAAUCUAUUUGGAAAAUUCAUUGAGACUGUUUACUAAAAAAAAUAAUGAAAGUUAUGCUGAUGUAACUGUUUUACCAGAAGAAAAAAGAUUAUUAUUUAUUUAUCCAAAUUGUCCAGCAACUGCUGCUAAAAACAACUAA